Pygocentrus nattereri (red-bellied piranha) is the source of this 4234-nucleotide messenger RNA. It is a transcript of the gene c2h4orf54, whose product is annotated as chromosome 2 C4orf54 homolog. The record is from RefSeq and is a predicted model, not a curated record. Bases 1 to 3933 code for a protein of 1310 amino acids. The transcript has 2 exons. NCBI's taxonomy places the organism in Eukaryota, Metazoa, Chordata, Actinopteri, Characiformes, Serrasalmidae.
AUGGCUGCGUCCCCGACCGCUUUGCGCAUUUACGAGCCCAGCUACGUGGACCUGCUGGAUGUGAACGUGGACGCGGCGGCGGCGAAGAGCGCGCUCCGAGCGGGUUUUAACGGCGAGGCGAACCACGUGGCGGUCGUGAAACAGACGAAGUGGUGGACGGGCGGAACCGCGGGGGAGGGGGCGCGCGCCGCUGCUGCUGAAGAUCCUGCGGUCAGCGCGAGCGACGCGCAGUUCCCCGCCAAAGAGCGCCAGGAGAGCGCGCGCGCCAACGGGGACCUACACGACGAGGUGGACGACGACGAGGAGGAGGAGGAGGAGGAGGACAGCGACGAAGAUGGUGGCGACGACCUGGGGAGCGCGAACGAUUGUCUGAGCGUCAAGAGCAACGAGUCCGAACACGAGCUGCGCGUGCUGUUCGCCGAGGUGAUCGAGGACGAGUCGCACUACAUCACUACGCACGAGAUCCAGCUUUCCGAGCUCGACCACGACGCCGACUGCGACGUGAGCGCGUGCGCGAGCUGGGACGGCGAGGACGAACACCAGGUCUACACGUUCGUGGACUACGCGUCGUUUGAUCGCGAGGAGACUAUAGUGGAGGAGAACGAGCAGGAGGAGGAGGAGGAAGAAGAGGAGGAGGUGGUGGAGGAGGAGGAGGAGAGAGCGAGGGCGAAAAGCGACGAGGCCGAGAGCGCGCAGCCCGAGAUCAGGAGACAGAGCGGCGGUGAGAGCGGAAACGCCGCUGGGCGCGUUCACGUGGCCAUCAGGGCCACGGCCAGAGCCGUGAACGAGCCUGGAGGCGGGCGCGCCUUGAAGGAGGAAAGAGCGCGCGAGGGCGCUGCGUGCUUGAUCGCCGUGCCUGGCCGGCUGCACAUCGGCGGUGGCCGCUUGAAGGGGAGGGACGCGCACGAGCACUCGAGCGGUACGUCCAGCGCGGUCAGCGAGCUGGACGACGCCGACAAGGAGGUGCGCAACCUGACGGCGCGCGCCUUCCGCAGCCUCGCCUACCCGUACCCGUACGCGCUCAGCUUCAGCACAUCCAGCGAGUCGUCGGCGUCGGAACGCGGCAAAGGCGUGGGCUGCUGGUCUGCGCUCGUGGACUUCAAGUACGGCAAGAAGGCGCGCCCGGGGGAGCCUGCGGCGUCGGCGCGCGCGCAGCAGCCGCUCGGCGGCGGCAGGGAGGGUGACCGCGCUGCGGCGGCUGCGCUUUGGACGCGCGGCGGAGUGAGGGCGCCGCCCGUGGAGGUGUUCGCGCUGAACGGGAGUCUCGUGAGCGCCGACGGAGCGGCUGCUGCGUGCGGCGACAAGCUCGAGCUAGUGCUGCGGCGUGCAAGGCCCGCGCCGGACGGCAUGGAGGACACGCACCGGCGCGCCGCGCUCGCCUCGAGCCUGCUCAAAAGUGUGCUCGCCAAGAAGGUGCAGUUCGAGCGCGAGCGCAAGAUGGAGAGAGGCGAGAUCCACGAGCCGGAGAAAGCGGGCAAGGAGAAGCAGAGGGUGAGAGAGAAGGACAAGGAGAGGAGCGAGUCACGCCGGCAGAGCGAGUCGGACAUCAGCCUCGUGUGUUUAGACGAAUUGGCGGAGGUAGCGGACGGCGGCGGAUCGGCGCGCGAGUCUCCAGGCGAGGCUAAAAAAGGAGCGCGCGGGGGCGCGCUGCCCAGAAGCCAAAAUAGCGCGUUCAGGUCGUGGAGGGACGGCGAGUUUGGGUUUCACGAGGAGCGCGAGGGCAGCGGGAGCGAGAGCUCGAGCGGCAAGGCCACCAAAAUGUCGCGACUGUUCGUACCUAGCAUCCAGCUCGCGGGCGCAUCCAGGUCGAGCACGGCUGGGGAAGCGGGGCCGCGCGCAAUAACCUCCAAGCCUCCCGAGAUCAAAAUCAGCCUGCGCAGCGCCCGGGGCGACAAGAGCGAGCCGCCGUUAACUGUGGCCAACGCGCUAGCGGCAGCGCUCAGGACCGAGCCGUCCGAGCGCGUGCCGCACUUCACCGUGAGGGACGUGAGAGACAACAGCAAGGGCAAACUGCAAGCGCCCAUUCAUCAGGUGCGGGACGUGAGGAAGCUCGUGAAAAGCUCGUAUCACUUCGUGUCGCUGGAAGGGAACGAGAGCAAGAGCGCGGACGGGGAGCACAAAAUUUCCAAGCAGAGCUCACUGUUGAAGGGGAACCCAGCCUCACUCUCGCCCAUAGUCAUCAAGUGUCAGUCUGUGAACACAAACAGCAGCUCGAAGCAGAGUGGAAACUUCUCUGAGCCUUCCAAAUGUAAGCCAGCUGAGGAUGCACCAGAGCUUGACACGUCAUCUCCGCAGGUGCAAAAGGACGACAUUAAAAUUGGGAUAUUUCAAGUCCAUAAACCUCCUGUCCAAGUGACUUCAGCCAACAUUAAGCAAGAAGGGUCAUCUGGACUGAAAAUAGAGACGUGCAAGGCGACGAGGAAGCAAGACAAAGCAAGUGACAUGGAUGAGAGGAAGGCAGACACUAAGAUGGCAGCCCUGGAGAAGCUGCAGGCUGCGGUGAAGACCAUGGAGCAGCUCUAUGUGUUUGACAAAAAAGAGUGGAAGAGGAAAACUGAGCCCCAGGCCAUCAAGGACACCCAUCUGCUCUCGCUCAUUACUAGCGAGGAGCACGGAAAUUCAGAGGGAGAGCAGGGGGACACUGGCUCAGCCGCCAUGAGACGAGACUCAUACUCAAGAACUCCACCUGCUGGAAGACACCUGGUCCAAGCAGAGGUGCCCCUCAAAAAAGAAGAGAAAGGUAGCUUCAAGGUAUCACAUGCGCUGCUCAGCCGUGAGGAACGGAAUGGCCCCAAAACUGUGAUGCAUCUUGCAGGAAUUCCUGGUAAGAGCACAUCCAGCAUGAGCCUUGGUCAGAAAAUAUCAGCGCCAAUAACCGCAAGCUCUGUAAAGGCCCCACAGGUGCAUACUUCAUCGUCAGCAUCUCUUAAUGUUAAAGCUGUGACCCCUAAGUCUCCGAAGCUGCCAAUGUCUUUAAAGAUCUCCCAGCCAAAGUCUACAAUGGAGGAGAGGGAGCGGCCAAACGGCAACGAGGCUGGAUUCACCCCAGUGCAGUUUACCUCUUCUGCGGAUUCAGAGAGUUACUUGACCAUACCUGUGAAACCUGCCGCCAAGCAGCUUGCCUCGUCUAUAGAUAAAACCACUGUGUACACCUUCCCUUCUCCAGGCAGCAAGACCCAAACAGUCAGUCCUCCCGCACAUGUGGCACAUAGCGGUGAUGCCAAACAGCAUGAGAGUCAUCAGUCCCCAAAACGCUCCAGCAUCGUUAUGGAGACACGGCCCUUGGAUACCCCAACAGCCACCAUCUACCAUCACCCUCUGCCUCUUACCAUGCAAGCUGCAACACCUCAUGUUAUCUGCUUCUCUCCCACUGUGCAGCCUUCUCCAGUCCCCACUGAACACUUCCAGACCACGCAACGGAAGAUGCUUCUGGACCCCACUACUGGCAGUUACUACCUGGUGGACACUCCAGUGCAGCCAGCCACGAGGCGGCUGUUCGAUCCAGAGACGGGGCAGUAUGUAGAUGUCCCAAUGCCACAGCAGCCCCCAAUGACCCCUGUUCCCAUGCCCAUCUCUCCUCUGGCCCUCAGCCCCGGAGCUUAUGGUCAUACCUACAUGUUUUACCCAGGAUACAUGCCCACCACGGUGAUUCCAGCCAGGAUUCAGUCUCAGCUCUCUGUGCAGUCAGAGGUGGACACAGGAGACAAAGGUCAUGCGGCACAGCUGGGAGAUGGAGCCUACAUGGAGGGGCCUUACUACAUGCCCUCUGAGAAGUCUCUGCAGACACCUCCAGGUGUUCAAAAUGCCAGCUCCAGCAGAGUGGCCAGCGGGAAGCAGCCUGUCAUCAGCAUCACCUCUCAGCAGGGGCCCAGGAUCAUCGCGCCUCCCUCGUUCGACGGAACCACCAUGAGCUUUGUGGUUGAGCACAGAUAAGGCCACACACAAUGAGCUGCUUAUAGAUCAGCGCUUCAUCAUUUCCCAGAUUUGGUGUGUUUGUUUAUCUCCUUUAUUGACUUCUUAUGCGAUGUCCAUCACACUUUGGAACCCAUGGACUCCUUCAAUAACAACAACUGGAUCAUCUUUUUCGUUUUUCUUGAAUCAUCUUGGAUCUUGGAUCAUCUUACAUUUUCAUUUACUGUGGUUCUUAAUUGUUUCAUCUUUUUUUUUGUUUGUGAUGUGACUAUGCCAUGUCUAUUUCUUGGUAAGCUCUUGAAAAAUGGCUGGAAGUGCUUGA